Messenger RNA from Lymnaea stagnalis (great pond snail), 3767 nucleotides. The record is from the annotation of a GenBank genome assembly. NCBI's taxonomy places the organism in Eukaryota, Metazoa, Mollusca, Gastropoda, Lymnaeidae.
CAGAAUCCAAAAGAUCUUGUUUGUCUGGUACAGUUUGAAUAUGUGGAGGUUUACAGGGGCAUUGGAUGGAAGAAAAAAUAUCAUGCACCAACAGAUUUUUGUUUCGCUCUAAAGGUAUGCAAAUAUUGUACCUUUUAUCUCCUUGAAUCCAUUACCCUGAUUUUCUUUUUAUUUGGUUUUUGAUGAUGAAAUUUCAUACCUAAAUUUAUCUAUAUUACUACAAUAGAUCUAUACAAAAGAUGUAAAAAAAUUUUAAUUUUUUCUUCCAGCAUCCGCAGAUACAGAAGAAAACAUCAAAGUACAUUCGUUAUUUCUGUGUAGAGACUGAAAUAGCACUGGACCAGUGGGUCAUGGGUGUGAGAAUAGUAAAAGUAAGAAAGUUUUGUUUGAAUCACAAGUAAUCUUUUUUACUUAAUAACUGUUUGAUCAAGAUUCUACAUUUUUGAGAGAUAAUUGUGGGCUACAAAUACUAAAUUGAAAUUUUUAUGCUACAAAGACAACUAAGUUUCUAAUGCAAUUAUUUCACAUUAUUUCCCAUCCGAAAUUGUUAAAUGAAUCUAAUAAUAUAAAUAGUUUUUGUGCAACAACAUUUAAUUCAAAUUUUCUUGUAAUAGGAAUUUUAAGUAUAUUUUGAAAAAUUAUAAAUUUCACCUUAAUUUAAUCUGUCUUCUUCCAAUGCCAGAUUGGCAAGCAGAUGUUACACAACUAUGAGCGUCUCACUCAUGAAAUCUCAAUGUGGGACCUUAGACAACCUGAGCCUGGUGGAAUGGCCGCCGAUGAAGCCGUCUGCCAAAUGUUAAACCAUGCUGACCUGAGUGACAGCCGCAUGUCAGUUCCAGAACCUGGUGCUAGACAUUCUGUAAUCCAGGUACACAACACGUCUCUCAUUCGCAACUCUACAUCUGGUGUUAAUGAGAAUACCAGAGAUGUGAUAAGCAUUGAAGUUUUAGCCAUCCCUCCAAGGAAAGGCUCAGAAUCUGGAAUGGGUUCGGAUGGAAGGUGAGUUUGACAUCCAUUUUGUUAUGAUCUAAGUGACAGUUAACUGUACGUACUAUUUAGAGAUUCAAAGCAAUUUGAUAAAAACAAAUUUAUGAUCCUGAAACAAUAUAUCAGAGAGAGGUAUUUGGUAGUCACUACCCUAAAAAAAAAUAUGUUCGAUGACUUCUUAGCCCCUUGAAAUAAUUUCAAUAUAUAAAAACUAAUAAUACUUUGCCUGAACAAAUAUUUGGUGUUGCUGCAUUCACCAUUUGCUGUUUUUAAACAAAAAAUUUUUUUUUAAUUAUUGCACAGACUUUGUUUCUUAUUGUUCAAUAUAAUAAAUAAUGAAAGAUAUCAUUAACUUAAAAAACUAUAAUUCUUUGCCAAUGUUGUUUUGCUGUUGAUAUAGUUUUAAUAAAACAGGAUAAGUCUUCUUAGAACAGAUUUUAAUUAAAUGAUUAAAUAAUUUAUUGAAUCAAAGAUUUGAGACCAGUUUCAUGGUAUGAGGAAAUCUCUCUUUUAUAAUUGGCUCAUGGCUUAGUUGCAACAUCAUCCAGUCAAUUAUUAAAGUUCAAGUAACAUGCCCUAAAUUUGUUUCCCCAUACAUUUUGAAAGUGACAUUUUACUGAGCGCUUCAUAAUAUUUCUAAAUGUUUUUUUUUUUUACUUUGUAACAGAUCAUUGAGUGGUUCGGUUGGUAGCUCAUCCAUAGGAUCCAGUGUGUCUGAGUCAGGUCAUAAAACUCCAGUUAAACGUGUGUCAUUUAGUGCCACUCACAGCAUAAUCAAUGGGGACUCUGUGGAACAAGUUGUCAAGCACAGGGACUCCAUCAUCAGUGCUUCAACUGAUUCCAGUGAAGACUCGAACUCGAGUGGUGAAAUCAGACCUGGAGCUAGCUUCAGAGGAAAAAUGAGACCAAGGCUUCCUGUUACCACAGAGACCACAAGGCAGCUUGCAGACAUGUGCAACGUGACAAUGGAUGAGAACGCAGAGGCUAUUUAUGCAGAGACACAUCACAGAGGCAGUUCUUCAGCAUCUUUUGCUAGAAAUGACAGACGUCGAGCCUCAAUGCAAGAGCGCAGAGGUUCAUGUGGGUCAGCUGGUUCAGAAAAUAGUCAACGUAGUACGCAUGCCAAACAUACUCCACUAUCACCAUCUCUUAAACAACACUCCCUGGACAGCGGGGCACAAACAGCGCCAGCUCGUGUCAAGCAAAGCAGUCCUGGGCCAGGCGAGGGCCCUUAUCAACAUGUGAGACGAAAAAGUGAACCUUCAGUUGCAGCCAUCAUUGCAACAGGCAAGGAAGAAUCAUCCAGUUCUGGCUACUCACCCGUCUACUCUCCUCUCAGAGAAGAAAAAGACAUGGAGGGAUUGGAGUGGACAUAUUCAUAUACCAAUGACCAAACCCACCCAGAACCACUGUACAAUCAAAUCAGGAGCCCCACAACAAUACGACCAGCCAAAGCUUCUAGUGAUAAUUCCGGCAUACCACCUCCACCACCACCACAGUUCAGGGAAGGGGGCAGCACCCAUAUACCCUCAUUCUCUCAUCCAAAUCAUGAAACAACUCCACCCCCGCCCCCACCUGUUCAUGUACAGUCUAUGCAAGUACCACCCCCUCCCCCUCCGCCAUCAGCAAACGGGUCAGCGGGAGCAAACAUUCAAACAGCGGACAAUCAAAAAAUUCACGAGCUUCACUGUGGCUCUGCAGCUUUAUCAGCACAUCCAAAUCAUCUGAAGUCAUCGCCCCCUGCAACCCUUCCCAAACCUCUGAGUAACCAAUCCAUCAGCAACGGCUCAUCCACUCUCCCUUCAGUGCUUCCGAAACAUCCACCGCCACCCCCAAUGCGUUUAUCCAGCAAUGAAUCCACCUGCUCCUCCCGUUCAGGGGUGGAUUCAGUGUCAGGCUCCCCUCUUCAUGUUCCCAUCCCUCCACCCAUGCCGCCGAUAACACCUAAGCUUCCACCCCCAACUUUGCCCAAGUCAUCACAUGCCACAUCAUGUGCUUUAGGAAACAAUGCAAAGUCACAAUCGCCAUCAACACCCACCCCAGGAGAUUUACAGAGUAGAAAACAAAAUGGCCAAUCUGAUCUCUCAAAGGCAAAAUUUAACAGCAGACAAAAUGUAUCAAGUGAAGAACUGGCUAGCUGUCCACCACAGUCGCCUUCCUUACCAUUCUUGUCUGAACUUUCCAAGAGAAAUUACUCAGAUUUAGGGGAAGAAAACUCAAAUGUAGAGUUCAGAAAUGGGCAACCAUCUUCCUCAGCUCAGCAACAUCGCAGAUCAGCUUCUGCUGGUGGGGUAGUUGGCAGAGGGGAUAAAAAAUCUGCUCCACCACCCCCACCAAAGCGCAGUGAAAAUACACGUUUAUCUGCAGAAUUGGCCAAGCAGCAGCAGCAACUUUCUGAGAAUAUACAAAACGGAGCUGUUCCACCUAUUCAUGAUCCAAUUUAUGAAAAUUUCGAUGGCAUUAUGGAUAUUGAUGAGCUGCCGCCCCCUCCGCCAGAGCUUCUCAUGGAUUUCCCUGCAACAGAAUGUGACCAACAAAGAACUUCCUGUACAGGGAAGAAACCCAAACCUCCCCCUCCACCCCCCAAACGAUCCAAAGAUACUCAGCUUUCCAAUCAUUAACUGUAAGAUGCAGAAUGCUUUUAACUUUCAUCCUUCCUGUGUGGACACAUUUUUUCAGUCACCAUGAUGUCUGUGUUAUACAAAAAAAAACAAUACAAAAAAAAAAGGAUAUCACAUGACAUUGUUCUGUUCCAUUUGGAAAAUUCCAAUAAUGAACAA